AUGGGUCCGGAAUCCCUCCAGCAGCCUCAGCAGCACAAAGCAAAGAUAUGCAUGUGGAAAUACCUGGACGUUCAUUCCAUGGAUCUCAUUGACAAGGCCCAAACCACCGAUGAGCUGAAGAGUCUUCUCUCUGAGUUCUUCAGCCUGCAAGAUUUCCCGUCAAACCCGCGCUCCGCUAUCUUGCUGGAUUUGUACUUCUACUGCAUCCACUUCUGCCGGGAUCAGGGGUUCAACCGGGAACAGACCUCGGCCUUCUUCUCCAUCGUGAAGGACACACAUGAGGCCUGUGUGGAAACACCGCUACCGAAUGUGGAGGAAUGCUACAACUAUUUCACUGAACUGGUUUUCUGCCACUCCAUUCGGAGACCUCCCUUCAGCAUCGAUCUCUUCAGUCAAGACCAGCUGCUGGCCAUAACAGAUUACGUGAUCAACACCUACUUCCGACACUUAAAACUUUACAAAUAUGCUUUCACUCCACAGGUGCGGUUGGAUAUAUCCUUCUCCUAUAUUGGGAUGCCAGAGCCCAAAGAGGAAGAGCCGGCCGAGAGCUCAGAGCCUCCCAUAUCACCUUUGCAGGAGGAGGAUGAGGAAGCUGCCGCCGUGGAAGACCCCACGGCCGCCCUGCGCGAGUACAUCUCAGCCCAGCUGAACCAGGAGUUGGCCCAGCUGCGCCAGUCGGUGGAGCAGCGCCUGCGGGCCACGGAGGAUCAAUUCAGCAGCAAGCUGGUGCAGCUGGAGAAGGGGCACAGCGGCGGCAAGGGAAGCGGCAAGGGCAAGAAGAAGUGA
Messenger RNA from Euleptes europaea (tarantolino), 786 nucleotides. RefSeq names its product cilia and flagella associated protein 119 (gene CFAP119). The record is from RefSeq and is a predicted model, not a curated record. The transcript is spliced from 9 exons. The coding region runs from base 1 to 786 and encodes 261 amino acids. NCBI's taxonomy places the organism in Eukaryota, Metazoa, Chordata, Lepidosauria, Squamata, Sphaerodactylidae.